GCACAGACUUUUUACCCCUCUCUCUCCGUCCGCCCAACUCGGGCCAUCUCCAUCUCCUUUUGUUCUUAUCGCACACACGGCAGUACAACGUCAACAGCCUCCCCUCUUCGAAGCACACCCUUUGCAUCGUCAUCAACAUGCAGUGGAUCGACAGCUGGGGUGCCGCCAACUACGACGGCUACGCCUACAAGGCGUGGCUCAUCUACCACACCGACUACGCCAUCUACAUUGCAGGUCUGUACCUCGCCCUCGUCUUCCGCGCCCCACCCCUCGUUGCGAAGUACGUCUACGGUGGAGAGGGCGUCCAGCGCACCGGCGAGAAGCCGGCGUGGCCGCGCUGCCCGUGGAUCUGCUGGAACCUCCUCCUCUCCGCCUUCUCCUUCUACGGUGCGUCGCACGUGGUGCCGGUGCUGCUGCACCACGUGCGCCGCGACGGCCUGCGCAGCACCCUCUGCACGCUGCACCCCGAGGAGUACUACCGCGGCCCGACCGGCAUGGCGAUGGGCCUCUUCGCCCUCUCGAAGGGCGCCGAGUUCGGCGACACCGUCUUCCUUCUCCUGUCGGGUCGCCGUAGACUGCCGUUUCUGCAGUGGUUCCACCCCGUCACGACCUUCCUGUACUGCUGGCACGCCUACGCGGUCGGCAGCGGCGUCCUGACCGUGGCCGCCGCGCUCAACUACUCGGUGCACACCGUCAUGUACCUCUACUUCGCCGUGGCCGAGGUCGGCCUGAAGAGCCUCGUGCGCUCCUUCGCCAUGUACAUCACGCUGGCCCAGAUCACGCAGAUGGCGGUUGGCCUGCUGCUGAUCGCCUUCGUCACGUACGAGAAGUACCUCGACUACGCGGUGGGCCGGCCGGACGCGGACCCAGCUGCCUGCGCCGGCACUCCGUGGGACGCCGUCCGCGUGCAGAUCCUCAUCGCUGCGGCGAACCUUGUCCCGUUCACGCAGCUGUUCCUCGGCGCCUACGUGUUCAAGCGGCCGGACGCGGCCAGCACGAAGGCGUAA
This is a messenger RNA of Leptomonas pyrrhocoris, 1007 nucleotides long. RefSeq names its product putative mitochondrial beta-ketoacyl-CoA synthase,beta-ketoacyl-coenzyme A. Bases 138 to 1007 code for a protein of 289 amino acids. The transcript has a single exon. Lineage: Eukaryota; Euglenozoa; Kinetoplastea; Trypanosomatida; Trypanosomatidae. Gene Ontology annotation, biological process: sphingolipid biosynthetic process; fatty acid elongation, polyunsaturated fatty acid; fatty acid elongation, monounsaturated fatty acid. Gene Ontology annotation, cellular component: endoplasmic reticulum membrane. Gene Ontology annotation, molecular function: fatty acid elongase activity. The record is from RefSeq and is a predicted model, not a curated record.